AUGUCCAACCACGAUAUCCGAUUGCGCCUCGCCAUCCGGCGUCAUGGCGUGCCGGAAGUCAAGCUCAUCUGGCCAUGUGCUCGGUCUCCAGACAUGACCAUUGCAAAGCUGCUGACUCUGGUUGACGAGGUAGUUCCCUUGGAGAGCAGCGAAUGGGGUCUAGAAGACUAUGCGGUCGAGCUGUCCGACCCGUCAAGAGGGAGCUACGAGUGUCUGCACUUUCAACGGGUUUCGCAGAUUUUGAAGGACGAGGAUGAAGUUGUGAUUCGAUACCUUCUGACCGAUGACAUUCGAAGUCGACGACUGAGCGGCCGCCACCAAAUUUCAACAGACGGGAAACAUCUUGUUGAUGGUCUGGCAUUUGGCCGCCCGUGGCUGCGUGCGCCUCGCGAUCGACCGACUCUGGAACUACCGCCACGCAAAAGGGCACGCAUUGGGAGGCAAGAAAUAGACGAGCCCGAGCAAUUGCUUUUGGAAGGGCCUUCUGCAUUUGAUGGGUCAUCUGCCGGGGUCCAGGCUGCCUCUGAUGAUGAGAGAGAGGACGACGAGGACGAAGAUUUCAACUCUGGUUACGAAGUAGACGAGAGUUUGUCGGAUGAUAGUGACAACGACGGCGACGUAGACUUUUCGUCAGGGGAACUGGAUCAAGAGCUGGCCUUUCUUGCGAAGGACAGAGCUGGCCAUGCAGACGAUGAGUUAUUGUCAAAGGAGCUUCAUAAGGUAGUUGAUGGUUCUGAGAGCAAAGACGACCAAGACGACAAUCACUCUAGCGCCAAUGAAUGUUCUGUGGAAAGUCUCGCUGCUAUUCGACAGGCGUUUCCUCUCUUAUCGUUUUCGACAAUCGAGAAGGAGCUCUUCAGACAGAAACAAAGUUUGCGAAGGACAUACGAUGCGCUACGAAGCUCGACUGCCCCAAGUCUUAGUUUCGACGACAUGAUGGAUCGCAUGGUCACAGGACUCUUGGAGCAAAAUGAAUCGUCACCAGUGCAGCCAGGGAUACCAGAUCUAUUUGGUCGGAGGCCGCAAGCUUCGAAAUCUCUUAUCACGGUGAUAGAAAGCGAGUCGGUGACGUCAACUUCAGAGUUAAACUACGACGAUACCUCAGAUGAUUCAUCCGAUUCCGAUUCCGAUUCCGAUGACGAUGACGAUGAGUCCAAUGAGGACAGCUCGAUCUACGAUGAGGACAGCAGCGAUUCUUCAGAUGAAGACUCUGAAGAAAGCAGCGAUGCAUCCUCCGACGACAGCGCUAGUGACUCUGACGCAUCUGAGUCUGAGUCCGAAAGGGUAUCCACCCAGAUGAUUCCAAGGCAAGCGAAGAUGCUGACAGAAGCCACGGAAAGUGCACCUUACACUGGCCUCACGAGGACACAGAAGCGAAAUGCUCGACGAAAACGAGCCAAACUAUUCAAGGAAGAAGGCACCUCCACGCCAGAGUCGGGGGAUGCCGAGCUCCUCGCCCGAAAGCAAGCAUUAUUAGGCACCCUGUCCGAGGGUCCUCCCUUGGAGGCCGCAGAUAAGUCAAUGAUGGUCAAUGGCAAGGCAGCCGAGACUCCAGAAAAACUUGAGGAUGAUCCGUCGACUUCUGAAAAAGAUUCAUCGGCGCAACGUCGGGUGCGAGUGGACAUGGGUGUGAGCAGAAGGAUGUUAUUCGGUGCAUUGGGCCUCAAGAACCCCAAGUCCAAGGCUGAUGAAGAACGAAUCAAGAAUAAUCUUAUGAAGGACGUCAAACCGCUGAACAACUCCAGAAUCGUAGAGGUUAUCAACGACACGGAGGCAAAGAAAGAAGGCGAAGAAGACGGCGGCGACCCUGACGCAUGGAAGUCAAAGAUUACGUAUCGGGCUGUAGAAUGUUGUCAUGAGGGAAUGGUGCUGUCGGAGCCACCAUUCCCAUUUGUCCAGCGAUGGGACCCUCAGCAGCAAUAUGGGUCGAUGCGGAAACGAAAGAGGGAAUCUCGAGCCUACUACGACGAUUCCUAUGUUGACGAAAGCUCCGCCGUAUUUGCAGACGAGACAGAAUCAAACGAAACAAAGGGUAAUUCCAAGAAGAGAAAAUCAGCAGGCGGUUACAAAGAUCCCUUUGGGAAUCUCGUCAACGGAGUAGAAGAAGCUGCAGACGAUGCACAAAACGACACUGCCCACGAGGUCCAUGAUACAACAACUGAGCAGGAUCUGCCGGCACUACCAGAGGACGUAGGCAGUCUUGCGGUACUCGAGAAAGGCAACAUCAAAGAUGGAAUGGUAAUUACAUGGAAGCAGUGCAUCAUGUCGAAAGCAACUCAAUGGCAGCCAGUGAUUGCAUCAGUGACUGGAGAGGUUUUACCUGGCAGCAGCGAGUCUAGUUUAGAAGUGCGGCUGGCAUUUAGGGAUCGAGAGUACAAGGAGAAGAUUUACGACGACAAGGGCCAGAGAAUAUACGAUAAGUUCGAGGUGCCUGAUUUUGAUGAAGACGAAGAGGACGAGGAUGAUGGGCUUCGGACUGUGUUGUGGGACGAGAUGAUUGAACCCAAGGUCCUUCAGGAAGAGUCACCGUGGGGUAAUGGAGAUGCAUAA
Molecule: messenger RNA, 2550 nt
Organism: Pochonia chlamydosporia 170
Lineage: Eukaryota; Fungi; Ascomycota; Sordariomycetes; Hypocreales; Clavicipitaceae
Product: transcription factor atf21
Exons: 2
Coding region: 1-2550 (849 amino acids)
Source: RefSeq, a predicted model, not a curated record